Molecule: messenger RNA, 843 nt
Organism: Grosmannia clavigera kw1407
Lineage: Eukaryota; Fungi; Ascomycota; Sordariomycetes; Ophiostomatales; Ophiostomataceae
Product: aaa family ATPase
Exons: 3
Coding region: 1-843 (280 amino acids)
Molecular function (GO): ATP hydrolysis activity; ATP binding
Source: RefSeq, a predicted model, not a curated record
AUGGAGAAGGCCGCCGAGAACGAGAAGACGCGCAAGUUUGCCAUCCUCUCGAGCUCGGCGACGUGCUCACAGCCCUGCAAGACUACGCAGCUCACCGUCAACGGCCGCAUCAUGGUGGACGCGCUCACGUACACGACGAGCAACAGCAGAGCCAUCGCACUCGAGCCGCUAGAAGAGGUGGAAGAGCGCGGCCCUGUCCAGGACGAAGACGAGGACGACGGAAGCUUGCGCCGCCGUGUUCGCCGUGGUUCGAGUACGCGCCGGCGCUACAGCCACGACAACAACAGCUACGACCCGACCGUUUCCGAGAUCCAGUUCCGCGAGCAGGCCGGCAGCGUCGAGGUCGGGGUGGUUGGUGGGAUCCAGAAGACGCGAUUCUUGCCACUGACGACGGAGCAGCUGCUGCUAUGCACGCCCAUAGUCAAGGGCUUCGACCUGCGCAGCAAGAAGUGGCUUGAGUUCUUCGUCGACCAGGCGCUCGAGGUGGCCUUUCGACUGGUCGCCAAGUGGAAGGCCGUGCUGCUGAUCGACGAGUGCGACAUCGUGUUCGAGGCCCGCGACGUCAACAAUGUCGACCGCAACGGCAUCGUCUCCAUCUUCCUGCGCACGCUCGAGUACUACCAGGGCGUCCUCUUUCUGACGACAAAUCGCCGGGGCAACAUUGAUCCCGCCUUUCGCUCCCGCAUCCACGUCCACCUGCACUACCCCGGGCUCGAUAGUCUGGCCGAGCUGUCCCUCAACGGUCGCCAGAUCAAGAACAUCCUCAAGACGAGCGGCCUGUUGGCGUUUCAAGACGACGAGCCGUUGGCGUAUGAGCACAUCCGCACAGUUCUGUUGACGUAG